This is a messenger RNA of Phyllostomus discolor (pale spear-nosed bat), 814 nucleotides long. Its product is annotated as deoxyuridine 5'-triphosphate nucleotidohydrolase-like. Gene Ontology annotation, biological process: dUMP biosynthetic process; dUTP catabolic process; regulation of DNA-templated transcription. Gene Ontology annotation, molecular function: dUTP diphosphatase activity; magnesium ion binding. The record is from RefSeq and is a predicted model, not a curated record. Lineage: Eukaryota; Metazoa; Chordata; Mammalia; Chiroptera; Phyllostomidae.
AUGGAACACGUCUCCUGUUUGACAGAUCAACCUGGGAAGGCAGCUGUUUGCAACGUGUUUUGGGAUGGGCUCAGGGGCUCGGGCGUUGUUGGAGUGGCAGUAUAUGUGUUUAAGUUCAUGUGUCAGUGGAAUCAUUUCCGUAUAUCAGUGGAAUCUUUGACCUUCAAGGACGUGUCAGUAGAUUUCUCUUGGGAUGAAUGUAAAUGCCUGGACCCAGCUCAGAGGAAAUUGUAUUCAGAUGUAAUGCUGGAGAAUUACAGCAACCUGGUCUCCCUGGGUCUUGAUGUUUCUAAGCCAGUCCUGGUCACAUUUUUGGAAGAAAUGAGGGAGCGCUGCAAUGUUUGCAUGAAAAAGGCAAUAUCUGAUCCUCCAGGGAAACCUUCCCUUGUGCUCUGGGAGCACUCCACCACUGCAACCAAGGGAUUUGCACAGGCCACUGGCUCUUACCUGUACAGUGCCAGUGGUUGCACAGUGCCACCUAAGGAGAAAGCCCGGAAAAGUAACAUUCAGAUCGCUCUUGCUGCUGAGUCCUAUGAAAGAGUAGCUCAGUGUUCUGAUUUUGCUGCAAAGCACUUCCUAGUUGUAGCACCUGGUGUCAUAGAUAAAGGUUAUGUAAAAAAUAUUGGUGUUGUACUGUUCAAUUUUGGCAGGAACUUUGAAAAUAAAAAGGGUGACUGCAUUGCACAGCACAUUUGGGAAUGGGUUUCUUAUACAGAAAUAGGGGAAGUUCAAGGUUUGGAUGACACUGAAUGGGGUUGCGGAGAUUUUGGUUCCACUGGAAAGAAUUGAAAUGUAUGCUGAGAACAAAGUAUGA